Molecule: messenger RNA, 2640 nt
Organism: Macrosteles quadrilineatus (aster leafhopper)
Lineage: Eukaryota; Metazoa; Arthropoda; Insecta; Hemiptera; Cicadellidae
Product: serine protease inhibitor 88Ea-like
Exons: 7
Coding region: 69-1310 (413 amino acids)
Molecular function (GO): serine-type endopeptidase inhibitor activity
Source: RefSeq, a predicted model, not a curated record
AGUCCUCGAGUCCUCAGUCGGUUACUUCAGGUGUUCGUGUGUGUGUCUCUGUGUGUUUAUCUUUUGAAAUGUUGGUGAUAGCCGCGUGCCUAGUGGCACUUCCCCUGGUGAGGGGCCAAUGCUUCUCCCCGGAAGACACUCCGGCUGGUUCCGCCCCAGCUCCAUUAUACACAGGCCAGCUGGACUUUGCUCUCUCGAUGCUGCAGAGUCUCAACUCACUGGAGCCGCAAGCCAACUUAUUCUUCUCCCCUCUGAGUGUCUACAGCACUCUGUUGUUGGCGUACUUCGUCAGCUCAAACCAUACUGAAGGAAACCUGCACAAGGCGCUGUAUCUGCCUGAGAACAUGACCAAAGUGCAAGUUCUGGAAGCCUACAAAGCAGAAUGGCUGCUGGACCAGAUGAGGGCCAUGAACAGUUCUGAUAGUUAUCAGCUGAUUAAUGCAAAUCAUCUGUUUGUGUCUCAGAACCUGGAAGUGAGGGAAUGCAUGCAGACACUGUUUCAGCAGGAGAUGGAAAAGUUGGACUUUGAAGGUGACGUGAACACAGCAACAGACCAUAUCAACUCUUGGGUGUCAAACCACACUAGAGGUCAUAUUCAACAGCUGAUUCCUGCUGGCCGCCUCAGCCCAACUGCCAAACUGGUCCUUGCAAAUGCUGCCUACUUCAAGGGCUUGUGGAAGUCAAGGUUUCUUCCGGCUAAGUCGAAAAAGGAAACAUUCUUCAUCAGCAGCACAGAGAAAUCUCUAGUUACCAUGAUGAGGCAGAAGGGAACUUUCAAUCAUUUGGUCUCAGAAGCGCUAGGGGCUCACGUUCUACAACUGCCGUACAAAGGCAGCGCCAUCAGCAUGUUUGUGUUCCUACCGCCAUAUGCUGCGCCGCGCGGCGUUGCCAACAUCCUGCGCCGUCUCACGCCUCACAACCUGCGCGAGAUACUCUCCGAAGACGCUAUGGUGCCUCGCGAGGUCGAAGUUGGAAUGCCAAAGUUCAGUGUGGAAAGCUCACUCGAGCUUGUACCGAUCUUGGCUACGCUGGGAGUCGGUGACUUAUUCAACGCCUCCGCAGACCUGAGCGAGCUCACAGGGUCCCCAGGUAUCCAGCUAGACGACGCAGUUCACAAGGCCAAGAUACAAGUAGACGAGGAAGGAACGACAGCCGCAGCCGCCACUGCAUUCUUUACCUUCCGCUCGUCUCGGCCGCUUGAUGUCGCAAUGUUUAUCUGCAACCAUCCGUUCGUCUAUCUGCUCUACGACGCGCAGAGCCAAACCAUCUUGUUCACCGGAGUCUAUAGUUCCCCUCCCCCUAGCUCAUAGUUUGACCAGAGAAAUUUUAAUCUAUGGAUUUUACAAAUCAUUUUAUUAUUGAGUUAUACUUAAAAGUUGACUUACUUGUGUAUUUCAUCACUAAGGCAUCACGCGCUUUGCCACACAAGUUCAAGUUUAGCCGAAAAUGAGCGAUAAGCCAAAUUUAGCUCGUGUGAAGAACUAUUUUUGUCGUACUACACCGUUCGAAUUAGUUUUUUAAUUUGGUUCCAUUUUAGUUUUUGCGCAUUACACCAAUCACUGUUAUUAAAAUAUUAAAAUAUUUGGUCUUUUCAAUUGCGUUGGGCAAUUUUAGGUACAGCUUAAAAAGCAACCACAGUGACAAAAAAAUAAAAUAGUGAAAAUCUAACCUCAUGGUUGUUAUACAUAGACAGCCAUUCGGCAAAAAGGGAUAAUAAGAAAUAAUAGUGUACUUCAGACUUCAGAGCGACUGUGACAAUAAUAGUCGCAUAAUAUACGAUCAUGAGACUAUAAUAGACCAAUAAUAGCAAUCAAUAACUACUUUCGAUAGGGUAUAUAAGAAUAUACAUAACGAAAGAUUACAAGUGAGAAAAAUGUACAGCUAUCCUUGAUUUUGAUUGAUUCUUUUUUUCAACUAGGGAUGAAAGGAACCAAUUUAUUUCUGCAAGAAUGUAAUGAAAUGACAAAAAAUGGCUUAAAUUAACUUUCUCGAUGACUUAAUGAUCAAACAGAAAUAAAUUGUUAUGAUUUUUGAAACUUUUAGUUAUUUUGUUUUUAUGUGUGGACGAUUGAACUUAUUUUAUGAACGACAAUUAUCUGAUAGUGAUAAGUAAUUGUUGUAGGUAAGUUAUAAAUUGUAAAUACACAAAAAGGGAAUUCCAUAAAUGUACUUACUGUAGUACAAAUAGUUGUAAGACUAGGCCUAUUUAGUUAUUACUUGUGACUAAAAUUUUAGAUAUAAGUAACCCUUUAGUAAAAACUAUUACUAGAUAAGAUAAAUCCUAUGAAUAAUAAAUCUGAAUUAUAUUUUUUUAAAGAAUCUCUAGAAAUAUUGUAGUGUUAGUUUUGCACUGUGAUAUUGCAAGUUGAAACAGGAAGGAAUUUUCUCCAAGUUAAAAUCUCAAGGAGGCACUGUAUAUUGUUUAAGUUGUCAGGUUUUAAGAUUGCUCUUUAUUUAUUUAAGAACCAAAGUUGUAAAAUAACCUUUUUAUGUUUUUGUUAAAUAAAAACAUAACUUAACACUCAAGUGUUACAUUAUUUUAACCCAGUGUGGUAGAAAUAGGUUAAAUGAACUACGGAGUAACAAUAUAACUUUUUAAUAUAUUGUGUGUAUAUAGCCCAAAUAUAACAAUUAUUAAAA